Molecule: messenger RNA, 339 nt
Organism: Ustilaginoidea virens
Lineage: Eukaryota; Fungi; Ascomycota; Sordariomycetes; Hypocreales; Clavicipitaceae
Exons: 2
Coding region: 1-339 (112 amino acids)
Source: RefSeq, a predicted model, not a curated record
AUGGCCGCCGCCCUCCGCUACAGCCUCGUCUUUUACGCACCCCCCUCCGCCGUCGCCGCCUGCAAGGCUGCCGUCUUCAACGCCGGCGCGGGACGAUACCCCGGCCCUGGACACUACACCGAGUGCUGCUGGAUGGCCUUCGGGACGGGCCAGUUCCGCCCGGGAGGCACGGCCAACCCUCACUUCGGCACCCCCGGCGUCCUCGAGCAGACGCCCGAGGUGCGUGUCGAGACGCUCUGUCUCGGGGCCCAUGUCGCCAGGGCGGCUGUCGCCGCGCUGAAAGAAGCACAUCCGUACGAGGAGCCUGCCUACCAGGUGUACAAGGUGGAGGAGUUUUGA